ACAAAUCAGAACUCCUUGAUGCUACAGAAGAAGUAUAUGAAAUGUUAGAAGUAGUUGAGACAUUAACAUCUAAAUUUUCUACGAAAAUUUCUCCAGAGGAUGUAAUUGAUGUAUUUAGUCACUCUAAUACAGAAAAAAUUAGAAAGAAUGAAUAUGAUCAAUUAGUUUUGUGUAGAGGUGUUAAAUUAUAUGAAGAAAAAGAACCAACUAUAUUAACUCCAAAAGAAACAGCACAGAUUACAUUAAACGACCUAGUGUCUAAAGGAAUAAUAAAGCAAGAAAUACGAUUACAAAAAUCCAAAACAAUACAGUAUUUGUCAUGUAGUGUAAUAAUAACUGGCAUUAAAGAGAAUGCAAAAGAAUAUGUACGAUUAAAUA
Molecule: messenger RNA, 378 nt
Organism: Racocetra fulgida
Lineage: Eukaryota; Fungi; Glomeromycota; Glomeromycetes; Diversisporales; Gigasporaceae
Source: the annotation of a GenBank genome assembly